AUGAGCACAACGGAACUCGCUUCCGUCCUCCAGCAGUCCAACAGCCUAGCCAAAGCUCUCGCCGACCCCAUCGAAGACGAACCCAAUAUCAUUGCAACUGGAAAGUCAUCGAACCGAAAUUUCCGACGCGUCCGCAGUGAGAACGACGCGCCAAUACCCAGUAUAUCAGAAGAAUGGGAAAAGCGCAAUCUCCCGAAGCCACGAACAGAUACACUUGAUGAUACACCACAGUCUACGAAAGUUGCAGGUGCGGCUGAGCCUGUACCUGAAGUCCCAAAGAAAAAGGGUGGACUAAGUGCAUUGAUCAAAAAAACGGACCCAAGACGCAUGUUCAAACGCACCCAGAGCUUGCACGUCGAUACCAGUAGUGACAUACCCGAGACAAUGAAGGAGAUCGAGUGCCCAAGCCCGGUUGUGGACGUAGAUAUAGGACCGUGGAGUACAGAGGCAGGAGAUUUGUUUGAUUGGAGACCGCCAGGCAGGGAGAAGAAGUAG
This is a messenger RNA of Pyrenophora tritici-repentis Pt-1C-BFP, 495 nucleotides long. The record is from RefSeq and is a predicted model, not a curated record. Lineage: Eukaryota; Fungi; Ascomycota; Dothideomycetes; Pleosporales; Pleosporaceae.